This is a messenger RNA of Plasmodium gonderi, 17649 nucleotides long. RefSeq names its product dynein heavy chain. Gene Ontology annotation, biological process: microtubule-based movement; outer dynein arm assembly. Gene Ontology annotation, cellular component: outer dynein arm. The transcript has a single exon. The record is from RefSeq and is a predicted model, not a curated record. Lineage: Eukaryota; Apicomplexa; Aconoidasida; Haemosporida; Plasmodiidae. The coding region runs from base 1 to 17649 and encodes 5882 amino acids. Gene Ontology annotation, molecular function: dynein light intermediate chain binding; ATP binding; minus-end-directed microtubule motor activity.
AUGGAACGGCGAAACGGCGAUUCGCAGGCCUAUGGUAUGCAUAAAUGGGUUUUGAAUAAGCUGAAAUUUGCAUAUAAGGCAGAAUAUAAUGCUAGCUACUUACUAGACAAGAACACAGAUGAAAGAAAGGAAGCUGUAGACAAUUUUCUGUGUAAUGAAAAAAAUGAUAUUCUACUGUUUGGAAUAGAAAAUGAUAAAAUGGUGGUAGCAAAGGAGGAAAAUAUAAAAUUUGAUCAGAAAAUUGUUUAUUUUUAUAAACACGUAAAUAGUGAUAUGAAAGAUGAAAAGAAUAUAUUAUAUGGUAUUUUGUCUGCAAAUAUUUUAGAUACGUUAAAAAUUAUGCUGAGAAAUGUUAUUUAUCCUUUGUUUUUAAAUAAUAAAAUGAUGCGUGAAAAUAUUUCCACGGACGAAAUUAAAAAAUUUAGUGUAGAAUUUGACACAUAUGUAAAAGAGCUGAAUGAAUUUAUUCUGAUUUUAGAAGAUAUUAAAAAAGUGAAAUUAAAAAUGAAGCAAGAUCAAUGUGAAAUGAUUUGCGAAAAGGGCAUUAACGAUAAAAAUGAAGCAAGUGAACAAACGGACACGUCACUUUCUCUUUCUCUUUCUCUACAGCAACAGAGUAAAACAGGGAACGGACCUGAAAAUAAAAUGCAAAAGAAAAAAAACGAGACUGCUCAUUUGACGAAAUAUUUAAACAUUUUAGAAAAUUUAUUUAACGACAUGAAUAAAAAAAUACAAGAAUAUACAAAAUCAAAUGUGGAUGUCGGGCCAUUUAUUGAAAUACAGUACUGGAGAUACAAACACAGGUAUUUAUUAUUUAUCAUUGAAGAAUUGAGAAGCAAUGAAAUUAAAAACAUAAUAGAUAAUAUAAAUAUAAAUAAUGCAAAUAAUGAAGAACAGAAGUAUACUUACACAUUUGAUAUAUUAAAUAAGUGGAGAGAGUUAGAAACGAAAAUUGAAAAUGAAUUUAAUGAAAGUAAGGACAAUAUUAAAUACCUUGAAAGCAUUGAGCAAUUCAUUCUAUCCCUUUAUUUAUGUAAUGUAGAAAAUAUAAUUGAUAACAUACCUUCUCUUUUGAACUCUAUCAAGAUGAUAUACCUUGUUGCUCGUUUUUACAAUACCCCCAGCAAGUUGAACAAUUUGUUUAUUAAAAUUACAAACCAGCUUGUUAUCAAAUGUAAGGAAGAAAUAUUUUGUGCAAAAAGAAAAAAAAAGCGAAAGAGGAGACGCACAAAUAGUAGAAGAGAUAAGAAAAGGAGUAUAAUCGGAAGUGAAUAUGGAGACACAAAAUCUGAAAAAAAUAUGGAAAAUUUUGUUGGCGAUAUUAACAACAAUGAUGGUCACACAAAUGAUUCCAGUUGGGGUCACAACAAUGAUGAAAAUUACAUGAAAUGUGAAGGUAAAAGAAGAGGUGGGAGUUCAAAUUUUAACAAUAAUUCAGACAAUGAAAAUGAACAGGAAGAAGAAGAUUACGAAAAAUUACAUAAAAAUGAAGAAAAGGAAAACGGAUAUAUGGAUGAUGGGAAUGAGAAUGGAGAAAAUGGUUUAAGAUCGUGGGAUGACCAAAGUAACGUAUCUGAUGAGGACCGUGAAAAUGAAGACAUGGAAGAAAAUAUGGAUAAGAAACUAAAUGAAAGAGAUGAAGGGUAUUAUUCCCAUAUGAAAGAUAAUGAGCAUAUGAAAAUAGAACAUCUGACAUGUAGACAAAACUUAUGGUUAUUAGAUCCAGAUGAUUUAAUAGAUAAAUUUGAACUAUGUUUUAAAUUAUAUGAAAAAUAUAAAGAAGAAUUUGAAAACAUAAAAACAUUUUUAGAAAAUAAUUCAAAAAAUAAAUCUGUUGAUUUGAACACGAAAGUUAUAUUUUGUAAGAUAGAAAUAUUUUGUAGGCGCUUGAAAAAGUUGGUAGAUUUAUUUCUAUGCAUAAAACAGUUUAAAUCCUUAAGAAGGAUAAAAUUUGAUUGUGUGAAAAACAUAACUGCUUCGUUUAAUAAAUACAUAAAAGAGUUUAAAAUGAAGCACACAGAAGAUAUGCUAAAUUAUACAGACAAUUAUUUUGAUAGAGAUUUCGUAGAAUUACGUGUUUACAUAUCUGAGCUAGAAAGUGAUUUGCAAGAGAGCAUUGUUAACUUGUUAAAUAAUAGUUCUAACAUUAUGCUUUCUUUUUUUAUCUUUUUUAAAUUCAAAGAACAUUUUAUAAGAGAUUAUUUGAUUGAAUUUUUGCGCACAAAAUAUGAUAUUUUAAUCUCCCAGUUUUUAGAAAUUUUAAAUACUAUAAAUAACGAUUUGGAAAAUUCUAAAACCAGCUUAAAUUCCAACAAAAGUAUAAAUUAUUUGAAAAAUAUUUUUUGGAUUCUUAGUAUUAAGUAUAAAAUAAAUUAUAUCAUUAAAGUAUUCCUAGAUGAAAAUAAUUCAACUUUAUCUGACAAAAAUAAGGUGUCUUCAUAUUUUGAAUUGCCUCACUUGAAUAAUAACUUGUCUACCAUGAAAAUAAAAACAAAUUAUGAACAGAGAAAAGAAAUUAAUAAUGCUAAUGGUACUAUUACUACAACUAAGCUGCUUGAUGAGAGUGAAGAGAACGUAGAUAAUUCCAAUGUAGAUCUGUUUUACAGCAUAAAUGAUCAAGUUUUGAAAUUGAUGGAAGAUCAUGAAAGGAAAAAAAUUACGGAGGAGGGAAAAAAGGAUAGUUCUCUAUCUAAUGAAAUGAUUGACAUAGAAAAUGCAAAGAGAGAAGAGAAAUAUAAUCAAGGUGAUGGAGAAGUAAAAGUAGAUGCAGAUGAAGUAGAAAAGGGAUCCAUAAGGAGCUUAUUAACCACUGCAUGUGCCGAAAGGAAAGAGAUAAAUAUAAAAAACAUUUUGUUUAAAAAUUCUAACGGGAAGGAAGUUUUAAAGUUGUACUUAAAAAUUUCCAAAUUUAUAGAAGAGUAUAAGAACAAGUUAUUUAAACAUUGGUUAUGUUUCAUAAAAAGUGUGAACAGUUUGAAUGUCACAGUAUUUGUAAAGCAUCCUAAGACUAAGAAUGUGAUAGUGAACUUUGAUAAUAGAAUUAAAAGAAUAAUAAGAGAAGCAAAGAUGUUUUUGUCUUUUAAAUUUGAAAUACCAGAAGAAGUAAAAAAUAUGAUAACACAGGAAUCGAAAAUAUACAGCUUUUACUAUAAGCUUUAUAAUAUCCUAAUACUGAUAAAAAGAAUGAAAAAUAAUAAAAAAAAAGACAUUGAAAUUACUCUGAAAAGAUUUUUUGUAUACAUAGAUCAACUAUUAUUACCUUUUCUUGUUAAAUACACAUGGAGCAAUUACGCACUAGAAGAUUCUAUAGAUAACUUGCAAAAAGAAGUAACAGAAUUUGAAGAAACAAUAAAUUCUUUGUACGAUAUUAUAGAUGAUCACAUUAAUUAUAAUACUAAAGUGAUAUACAGAAUUUUACAAGAUAAAAAUGAAAAGCUCUUGAUAAAUAAGCAGAAAAAAAAAUUUCACAACAAAAUUGUACUUUGCAAUUCUAUAUCUAAAAAAAUCCAAAUAGCCAUUUUCGACCUGUUAUGUAAUAUACAAUAUGUGUACGAAAAUAAAUUAAAGAGCAAAAUUACCAAGGAGGAAAUAUUGAGUACAACAAACUUUUAUUAUGAUAUCUUUUUAUCAACAUUGAAAAAAAUAUAUCUAAAGAAUAUUAAGACUCUUAUUAAUACUUGGUCAAUUGGGGAAUGUGACAGCACACACAAUGAAAUCAAGAAAAAAAAUGAAAUAGAAAUUCUGCUACUAGUUCAUGAACAUGAUAUUGUGAUUAACCCAUCUAUAAGUAGUAUAAAGGAAAAUAUUAAAAAGAUCAUAAACGUUUCGAUUAACAAUUUAAUUUAUAUAGAUAAUUGGAUAACUGUUGAUGAUUUAGUGAAACAAUUUUUUUUUAAGGAUAAAGGGGAAGAACAAAAAUUUAGUUCCAUGUCGACGAAGGAGAAUGAUAUUAGACAAUGUGGUAAGUUAUAUAUAAAAAAAAAUCACAAAAUAGAGAAAUCAGAAAACACAAAGAGCAUUUUCGAAGAUCUGUUAGAUCACUCCUAUUUUAAUAAAAAGAAUACAAAGGAGUCUUCCAAAUAUGUCAUGGAAGAUCUACACAUGGAAGAUGAAAAUUGUGUAGCUAACUUAAAGCAUAAAUUUGAUUUUUAUGAGAAAAUUAAGGAAGACAAAAAUAUCGAAAAAGAAUUGGUAAAAUUGAAUGAUAAACUAAGUAUUCUUCAGGGAGUGGUCGACGAAUUUAUUAGUAAAUUUGAAAAGUAUAAAUAUAUAAUUCAAAAUUUCGAAUCAGAAAGAUUGAAGGAUGUAGUGAAAGAGACAGCGAGUCGGUUAGAGGAAGAGGGAAAAAACAGCAAUAGUGAAGGUAAAGGAAUAGCACCAAAGAAUGGAGCUAGCCAUGUUGAAGAUGUCGAAAAUUACACAAACUGCAAGGUGGAAAAUAAAAAAGAAAAUAAUUUAUUGCAGUUUGCUCAAAAUAGUGGAGAAGUUGAAAAAACAAAGACGAAUAAUCGUUUGGGAGGUAAAAUAGACAAUGUAGAUGAUGACACAGAGGAAAGUUGGUUUAGUGAUGACUCUGAUGAGGAUUAUGAAGAUGAAUUAAAAAUAUAUAAAGAAGAAGAGAAUAUAAAAAAAUUAAUAAACACAAAAAAAGAAAUAAACAAUAUAGAAAGCUAUUACUCACUUAAUGUGUUUAAAAUUAAUUUGGAAAGUUUUAAAAUGUACUUGAUAAAUAUAAUUGAAAAUGAAGCCUUAGAAUGUGCAAAUAAAAUUAUUGAACCUGUUAGGAAAAAAAGUGAUAUGCUAAUAAAAAAAAUGAAUACGUACAAGACAAUGUUGAAAAAGAAAAUUAUAGAUGUAGAUUCACUGUACUAUGUGAUUAAUGUAAUAAAAAAAAUACAUGUUUUCGAGUCCACCAUAGAUAUAGUGCUUAAUCCAAUAAACGAAAUGAUAGAUAUACUGGAAUUUUACAUGAACAAUUUUUUAAAAAAACAUAUCGAAUCAAUGAGAAAUUCUAAUCAUUAUGAUGAAGAAGAAAAUUAUCAGCAAAAAUUUAUAAGCAAUCUUGAAAAGAGAAAAUCAUCUAGCGAACUAUAUGAAUUAGACGAAUCUUACAACAAGAGCCUUUUGCAAACAUUCAACAAAUUAAAUUUAAUGAAAAAAAAAUUUGUCACAUUGUACAAAUAUGAAGUGGAAAAAAAAAAUACCAUUCUGGCUAAAUUUAACGAAUUAAUAUCUUUAACAAAGAGUGUAGAAGAAGAAAUACAAGAGCAAAAAAAUAUUAUGAAAAACGAAUUAAUAAAUAAUAUAUACAACUUUAAGGAAGAUAUAAAAACAUUUCGAGAAAAUUUCCUAAAAAUGAAUUUUAAAAGUGAGCAUGUAAAUCCACUCAGUGCCUUUGAACUGUUAAAGAGAUACAAAGAAGAAAUAAUUAUGUUGAAAAAAAAAUACAAUAGUUAUUACAAGGGAGAAUCUAUAUUUGGUUUAAAGCACCAAGAGCAUGCUGAUUUAUUUUUGAGCACAACGGAAGUAAAUAAUUUUUAUUCACUCUAUGAUUUGUAUGUCCAACUGAAGGAAAAAAUGAACGAAUGGAAAAACUUAAAAUGGAACGAGGGAAUAAUAAAAAUGAAGGAGCUAAAAAAUGAAAUUUUGUCUUUCGAAAAAAAAUGUUCUCAGUUGCCUAAAAAUUUAAAAAUGAUUGUAAUUUACAAAAAUUUAAUCAAAGAGAUUUUCUACUUCAAGGAAAUUGCUCCUAUUGUCGAGGAACUGGAAAAAAAGACAAUUCUAAAGAGACACUGGAUUGAAAUAGUAAACAUUUUGAAGGAGAAGAAAAAAAAGGAAAGUACCCUUAAGGACAAGAAGGGGAAGAAGCCUUUUAAUAGCAAUGAGAAUGGAGGAGAGCGGAGUGCAAUCCAAAAUGAUAUCCAUACUGCUGACGAGACUGCUAACCAAACUGCUGACGAGACUGCUAGCCAAACUGUUGACCAGGCUGCUAGCCAAACUGCUGAUCAAACUGCUAGUCAAACUGCGGCGAAACUGAAUGAGACAGAUGUCCAAGGUACCAAAGAAGAGAAGGAGGAAACGAAUAAAAAGGAAAAAACAUUCAAUGAGGGAAUGUUAAUCGAAGGUCCUUGUAUAGACGAAGAGGAGUACAUGAAUAAUUUAAAUAAGCUUGAUUUAGACAAUAUGCAUUUCUUCAUCAAAGAUAUAAUAAAUUCCAAUUUAUUACAAAAGAAAGAUGACAUAUUGGACAUAUGUGACAGCGCAGAGAAAGAAGCAAGUAUUGAGGAAAAAAUAAACGAACAGUAUAAAAUAUGGAACGAAACAUGCUUUCAGUUUAGUAAAUGGAAGAAUAGAGAUUAUGCAUGUAUACUGGUUGGAAGUAGAGUAAUAGAAAUACAAGAAAGUUUAGAAGAAAGUCAGAUUUUAUUAAAUAACAUAAAUUCUACAAAAUAUAGUAAACCAUUUAAGAGCAAAUUAUUAUUAUUGUUAAAUAAAUUAUCUGAUUGUAGUGAUAUUGUGGAAAGAUGGAUUAAAGUACAAAUGCUAUGGUGUUCUAUGGAAAGUGUUUUUACAAGUGGAGAUAUAGCAAGACAAAUGCCAAUCGAAUCUAAGAGAUUUCAUCAAAUUGAUAAAGAUUGGAUUAAUAUAAUCAAUAUUGCUAAUGAAUCAUCAAUCGUUAUUGAAUGCUGUCAAAGUAGUAUGCUAAAGGAGUUGUUGCCAAAUAUGCAAAAGGGGUUAGAAAGUUGUCAGAAAUCAUUAGAAUCCUAUUUAGAAGGAAAGAGAAGUAAAUUUCCUCGUUUCUAUUUCGUUUCUAAUCUAGUGUUACUAAAAAUACUAUCCCAAGGAUCCGAUAUUAACAUAAUUCAGUCUGAAUUGAUAAAGUUAUUUGAUGCUAUAAACUACUUAACAAUAAAAACGACACAGAAUAAGAAAAGAAUCAUUUGUAUAAAUAAUAAAGAAAAGGAUGAUAUCGAAACAGUCCAAUUAGUUAACCAUGUAACUAUAGAUGGGAACAUAGAAAAUUGGUUAAUAUUGCUAGAAAAGGAAAUGCAAAAGGCUGUAAAAAAAGAAUGUAAAAUAGGAGUAUCUGGUUCUGCUCAAUUAUUUAAAACAGUUAAUUUAAAAGAAUUUUGUGAUAAAAAUAUUGCUCAAGUUGCUUUAAUAUGUCUACAAGUGAUGUGGACUAAUGAUAUAGAAAAAUGUAUACUUAAAUAUCAUUCUGAAAAAAAUAUAUUAAAAGUAACUAACAAGAAAAUCAAUUAUAUAAUGUCUGAAUUGGUAAAUAUAUGUCUCUCUGAUUUAGGAACCAAAUUGAAUAGAACUAAAUAUGAAACGUUAGUUACUAUACAUGUACAUCAGAGAGAUUUAUUUAACGAAAUUUCAGCAAAAAUUAAAGAAUAUAAAAUAAAAACAAGCACCGAUUUUGACUGGUUGAAACAAACAAGGAUUUAUUACAAAGUCGAAAAGAAUAUCAUUCUAAUUAGUAUUUCAGAUGUUGAUUUUACAUACUCUUAUGAAUAUUUGGGUAUUAAGGAAAGGCUUUGUAUAACUCCAUUAACUGAUAGAUGUUAUUUGACGUGUGCUCAAGCAUUAGGUUUAUGUUAUGGUGGUGCUCCAGCAGGUCCAGCAGGAACUGGAAAAACAGAAACUGUAAAAGAUUUAGGAAGAACGCUGGGGAUAUAUGUAAUUGUAACAAAUUGUUCUAAUCAACAUAAAUAUAAAGAUAUGGCGAAAAUAUUUAAAGGUUUGUGUAGGAGUGGAUUGUGGGGUUGUUUUGAUGAAUUCAACAGAAUUAAUUUAGAUGUUUUAUCUGUUGUCGCUAUGCAAAUAGAGUCCAUUGUAACUGCAAAGAAGCAGUCAUUAAAAUCAUUUCUUUUUCCAGGUGAUUCUAAAUCUAUUAAUUUGAAUCCAUCCUCGGCUUAUUUUAUUACUAUGAAUCCAGGAUAUGCUGGUAGGCAAUUAUUACCAGAGAAUUUAAAAAUAUUUUUUCGAUUUAUUUCCAUGAUGGUACCAGAUAGACAAAUUAUAAUCAAGGUUAAACUAGCAUCUGUUGGUUAUAUGGAUAUAGACAAUUUGAGUAACAAAUUUAAGUCUCUCUAUAGUUUAUGUGAAGAGCAAUUAUCAAAACAAAAGCAUUAUGAUUUUGGGUUGAGGAAUAUUUUAUCUGUUCUACGUACUGCUGGAGAUACAAAAAGGGCAGCUGGAGCUAAUGAAAAUGAUGAGGAAAUGCUUUUAAUGCGUACUUUAAGAGACAUGAAUUUAUCCAAACUAAUUCAUGAUGAUGUUCUUUUGUUUUUAUCUCUGUUGAAUGAUGUAUUUCCUAAAUAUCAUAAUAUUACAAAGAAGAGUUAUCAACUUAUAGAAGAAAAUGUAGAACAAAUAAUAAAAAAGAAAAAGCUAUGUGCAAAAAGUAAAUGGAUUUUAAAAAUAUUACAACUGUAUGAAACAUCAUUAGUUCGCCAUGGGUUUAUGUUAGUAGGUAACACUCUCACAGGAAAGACAGAAAUUUUAAACAUAUUAACAUCAGCAUUGACAAAUAUAGGAAAUGUUACAAAAAUUAUUACGUUAAAUCCGAAAGCUAUAACUUCUGAACAUAUGUAUGGUGUGAAGGACAAUUUAAGUGAAGAAUGGACUCCUGGUAUUUUUGCAAAUAUAUGGGAAAAAUAUAAUAAUAAUAAUUUGAAAUAUAAUACUUGGAUUGUGUGUGAUGGUCCUGUUGAUGCUAUAUGGAUAGAAAAUUUAAACACAGUUUUGGAUGAUAAUAAAAUAUUAACAUUAGCUAAUAAUGACAGAAUUCCUAUGACUGAUAAUACGAAAAUAGCUUUUGAAGUAGAAAAUUUAAAUAAUGCUUCUCCUGCUACUGUUAGUAGAGCUGGAAUUGUUUACAUAUCUGACAGUGAUUUGGGAUAUAAGCCAUUUAUAUACAGCUGGUUACAGAAAUUGAAGGAUGUGAAUACUUAUGGAACUACUUUGUUCCAAAUUUUUAACAAACUUUUCAUAUUUUAUUUAGAUAGAAUUCAAAUUUUAAACUUUGUGAAGGAGAAUUGUAAAUUCGUUAUGGAAGUUACUGACUCCAUUUUAAUUUCACAGACCAUCAAUUUGCUCAAUACUCACCUGAUUCAGUAUGUGAAUGCGAUAAAUAAUUUUAUAUACAAUGAGGAAGAUUUGAAUAAGAUAUUUUUUUGUAACUCUAAUGAAAAGGAGUUACUACAUAACAAUGAUAAGGUCGUGAAGAAGCACUCUGGUGACGAAUCUGAUAAUGUUACCCAUGCUGAAAAAGCUAGUAGUAAUGUCGUUUACUCCUUAUCUGUAAAGAGUAAAAAAGCGAAGGAAAUAGAAUCGAUGAAAGGGAAAGAACAAGUAGCCAUCACUAGCGAUAAUAACAAAUCUUCCACAAAAAUGAACGAAGCAAAGGGAAGAGUGCCAAAUGAAAAUUCCAAAGGACAAUUAUUAAAUGUAGUAAAUGCUAAACAGGAUUUUUCAGGAAAGGAAAAGAAAAGGAACGAAGAGUGCGGGAAAAAUGAAGAAGUGAAUGGAACCCAUGCAAAUGGAGGAUGUGAUGCAAACGAACCCAGUGAAGAAGACGACGAUGACAAAAUGGACCCCAUGAAGAACCUAAACAUAACGUCAGGAACAAGAUAUGAACAAGUAAAAGCAGAAGAAUGCGAAGAAAUAAUGUUAUAUUCCAUAUUAUGGGGAUUAUGUGGUUUGCUAGAAUAUAAAGACAGGUUGAAAGUACACAACUUUUUGGUAAAAAAUGUGCCAAUGGUGAAACACAUUUUGAAAGAUGGAGGAAAUUCGAAUCAGAAUACUAGUAUGACUACUCCUACGACUACUAGCACUAAUACAGGUGCCUCUGCUGCUUCUACUGCUUCUGCUUUUGCUUAUAAUAAUAAUCGCGUGACCGGUAAGGAAGAUGCGAACCCCAAAAUGGAAAUCUGUGAACGCACCCAAUCAGGAAAUGGUAGUGAUGAUGCAGAAGACGAAUUUGAAAAGGAAACAUGCCUAAUUUAUGAUUACUACUUCGAUAUGAAGCUGAGAAAGUUAACCAAAUGGAAUGUAUCCCCAUUUAAAAUGCCAAAAAAUAUGAAUUCCAUUUCGUCUAUAUUGAUACCAACUAUUGAAACUAAUAAAGUGGAACAUAUAAUAAAAUUAAUAUCUAAUAUACCUAUUAAGUGUUACAAUUUCCACACAUAUAAAAGUACUCUACUGUUGGGUUCCACGGGUUCAGCUAAAACAUCUAUAGCUUUGCUUUAUUCAUCUAAGCAGGACAAAAACACAAAGAGAUUUAAUUUUUCAAGUGUUACAACUCCAGAGAAGUUUCAGUUAUUUAUUGAAUCAGAACUGGAGAGAAAAACUGGAAAAACAUAUGGUCCAAUUGGCAACACUAAAUCUAUUAUCUUUAUUGAUGAUAUGUCUAUGCCUAAAAUUAAUGAAUGGGGAGAUCAAAGCACAUUAGAGCUGUUAAGACAACUUAUCGAAUUUCAGGGGUUCUACUUUUUAGAUAAAGAUAAAAGGGGAAAUUUUAAAAAAAUAAUUGAUUUGGAAUAUAUAGGAUGCAUUAAUCAUCCAGGUUGUGGUAAUAACGACAUACCAAAAAGAUUAAAAUCGAAGUGGUUUAGUGUGAAUAUUCCUCCCUAUAACUUGAACUCCAUAAAUACAAUAUACGGAACAGUUUUGAGAACAAAAUUUAAUAAAAAAAGAAAAUUUUCCGAUGAAAUUAUAGAUAACAUCGAUAAAAUAAUUUUAUGUACAAUUAAUUUGUUUGGUAGAUUGAAAAAACACCUCCUACCUGUUCCUUCUCGUUUUCAUUAUUUAUACACAACAAGAGAUCUGGCAAAAAUAUUUUAUUCCAUGCUGCUUUGUCCAUUUGAAACUAUAGAUAACAACUUACACAAUUUCUUAUGUUUAUGGAAACAUGAGUGUGAACGAGUAUUAAUCGAUAAAUUAUCUCGAAUGGAAGACAAACAAUUUUCCCUAGAUCAACUGAAGCAAAUAUUUAAUCUGUACUACCCAUGUUACAAAGGCAUAGCUGAUAAAAGCGUUUACUUUAGCUACUUUUACGUGUCUGAAAAAGAGCAAAUUGAAUAUAUGAUAGAAAAUGAUCUCAUAGAAACUGUGGAUCAGACGAAAAAGAGUAAAAUAGACAGUAUCGAUAAUGGCUGUAUUGGCAUUAAUGUCAUAGGAACUCCUACGAACAGAAGCACUGGUGAUCAAUCACUUGACAAAGAUAUAAUAGGCAGUAACCCAUCUAACAAUACAAAUUGGGAUAAGAUAAGAGACGUGAAUAACAAUAAGGAUUUCAAUCCAUUAGAAACAAAUAAGCUACAAAGAGGAAGUACCACCACUUCUGGUAAGAAUAAUCACAACGUAGAAAAAGGUACAGAAGAAAAAGAUGGAGAAAAUAUCAACCUUUUUUCCUUCUCUUGGAUGAAAAAGGAUUACAAAAUUGUUGUAGAUUUUGAAAGAUUGAGAUAUAUUGCUUAUGAAUAUAUGAAGGAAUACAAUUUAAAUAAUGUAAAAAAAUUAGAUUUAGUAUUUUUUGAUGAUUCAUUAAAACAUUUGAUUAUUAUAAAUAGAGUUAUGGAAACACCUAAAGGGUCCAGCAUGUUAGUAGGUGUUGGAGGUUCUGGAAAAAGAUCAUUAACAAAACUUAGUGUUUUCAUAAGUGAACAAGUAUUGUUUCAAUUAAAUAUAACGAAAACGUAUACGAAAAAUUUAUUUUUUGAAGAUCUAAAAAGUUUAUAUAUAUCGGCUGGUCAAAUGAAUAAGAAGACAACCUUUUUGUUAAGUGAUAGUGAUAUAGAAAAGAACGACUUUAUACUGGAACAUAUAAAUUCGAUUUUAUCUACUGGAUUGGUAUAUGGGCUUUUUAUUAAGGACGAAAAAGAAGCAAUCUGUGCUGAAAUGAAAGAGUCUUACUUGAAGGAAAUGAAUAAAUUUAAUCAAUCAUCAAAAAUGAGAGGUGGAGGAGGGAAAAAAAAAAAAAAGCGAAAAAAUGAUUGUAAUUUAGAUGAUAUGGAAAAUGAUUCCAAAGAUUCUCAAAUUAGAAGUGAUACGUCAUCAACUAGUAGUGCAAAUAAUGACAGUGAUUACAUGAGUAAUGAAAAGGAUACUAGAAAAAAAAAAGACGAAAAAGUUGUUAACGAUUUUAAUGUAUCAUCUAAUGUUAUUUUUGAUUAUUUAUUAGACAAUUUUAGAAACAAUCUUCAUAUUUUUUUGUGCUUUUCCCCUAUUCAUAAAGAAUUUGCCCUACGAUAUCAGCAAUUUCCAUGUAUAUAUAAUUGUGUGACUAUAAACUGGUUUUUAAAAUGGCCAUUAGAAGCGCUUGUGAAUGUUUCCACAGCUUACUUGAACAAUUUUAAUAUUGAUAUUGAAGAAAAAUUAAGAGACGAUUUUUUUAAUUUAUUUGCUAUUGUUCAUAAAAAGGUGUCAGAUACAUGUGAAACCUAUCGCGAAAGAAUGAGAAGAAACACUUAUGUAACACCAAAGUCAUAUUUAUCUUUUAUUGAUUUAUACAAGCAAAUGUAUGUGAAAAAGUAUGAAGAGAUUCAAUUUUUGAAAGAAAGUGUAGAUAUAGGCUUAAAAAAAUUGAACGAGGCAGCUAUGGACGUACAGAAAAUGAGAGAAAAUCUAACAACUGAGGAAGAAAAAUUAAAAGAAUCUGAUGAACAAACCAAUAUACUUCUAGAAAAGGUAAAAAAAGAAUCUCUAAAGGCAGAGAAGCAAAGCAUUGAAGUUUCCAAGUUUAGAGACAAAUGUAUAAAAGAAAAGGACAUAAUUUUAAAAGAGCAAGAAGAAGCAGAUAAAGACCUUAAAGCUGCAUUGCCAUAUUUACACGAAGCAGAAGAAGCUAUUAAAAGUAUUACUGCAAAAGAUAUAACUGAAUUAAAAAGUAUGAAAACCCCAUCUGAUAUUAUUAGAAUUGUUUUUGAUGGUGUUUUAAUACUAUUGCAAGGAAAAUUAAAGGAACCCAAAAUUAGUGUAAAAUAUGUUAAUAAACAACAUUUGGAAUUUAUCCAAGAUUCUUUUGACGAAUAUGCGAAACCAUUAAUGGCAGAUAUUCGAUUUUUAAAUCUUCUGUUUGAUUUUUCUAAAAAUGAAAAGGACAAUAUUAAUGAAGAAACUAUUGAAUUAUUAAAACCUUAUAUUGAAUCUCCUUUUUUCAAAACACAAAUUGCGAAGAAAGCGUCCGUUGCUGCAGAGGGGUUGUGUAAAUGGGUAGGUGCUAUGGCAAUGUAUAAUCAAGCUUCAAAGAUUGUUAAACCCAAAAUGAGUUACCUAAAAAUACAAACAGGAAGAUUAGAAGACGCUCUAAAACAGCUAGCAGAAGCAGAAGAUUCAUUAUUAAAAGCACAGCUCUUUGUUGACAAUCUCAAAUUAGAUAUUGAAAAUAUGUUUAAAAAAAAAAAAACAUUAGAAGAAACAGCUUUAAAAACGAAACAAAGAAUUGAACAAGCCAACAAAUUAAUUAACGGAUUAGCUAGUGAAAAAUCAAGAUGGACAGAAGAUUCUGACAACUUUUCCAAUAUAAAAAAAAAAGUCGUUGGAGAUGUUUUUAUAUGUUCUUCCUUCAUUUCGUAUUGUGGUAUGUUUAACACGGAAUUUAGAAAUUUCCUAAUGAAUGAAGUUUUUUAUCAUUAUACGAAAAAUGUAAAAAAUAUUCCAGUGUCAGAUAAUAUAGAUGUAAUAAAAUACGUGCUAUCUUCAGAUGAUACCAAAAUAUGCGAUUGGAGUGUUCAGAAAUUGCCUAAUGAUAGACUAAGUAUAGAGAAUGCCCUCAUUAGUGAAAAUAGUAACAAGUACGUUCUGCUUAUCGAUCCUCAAUGUCAAGCUAGUAAUUGGAUAAAGAACAAGGAAUUCCAGAACGAUUUGUCAAAUCAGAGAUGCGUUACUACAUUUAGUAGUAGCAAAUUUAAGGAUAGUUUGGAGUUCUGUUUAAGUGAAGGAAAAGCACUACUUAUCGAAAAUGUGGAAGAAUAUAUCGAUCCUAUAUUAGAUUCUGUUUUAGAAAAACAAAUAAUUAAAAAGGGAAGGAAAAACUACAUACUAAUAGAAAAUAAUUUAAUCAAUUUUGAUGAAAAUUUUAAUUUGUUUAUGACUACGAAUUUACCUAAUCCUAAUUACAGUCCAGAAAUAUAUGCUAAAUGUUGUGUCAUUGAUUUUACUGUUACUGUUAAGGGGUUAGAAGAUCAAUUGUUAGGUAGAGUACUAACAGAAGAACAGAAGCAUUUGGAGAUAUCAUUAAAAAAUAUUAUGAUAGAACUUAAGGAUAAUACGAAAUCGUUGCAAGAUCUUGAUAAGCAGUUACUAUACAAACUGAACACAAGUAGCUCUAAUCUGAUUGAAGAUGAAGAAUUAAUAGAAGUUUUGAACAAUACCAAAUUGUUAUCAAAAGAGUUAGAAACGAAAUUAAAGGAUAGCAAUGAAAAGAAAAAAGAAAUUAAUGAGAAGAGAGAACAAUAUAGGAGUGUAGCAUUGAGAGGAAGUAUACUAUAUUUUUGUAUUGUAGAUAUUACAAAUGUUAACUAUAUAUAUAACACAUCAUUACAUCAAUUUCUUGAACAAUUUGAUUUAUCUAUAAAGAGAGCAGAAAAAGGGCAACACAUUAAGAAGAGAGUUGAAUCUAUCUUGUCUACAUUAACAAACUUGAUUAUUAGCUAUAUGGAAAGAUGCCUCUUUGAUCAGCACAAAAUUAUCUUCAAAUUGUUAAUAUCUUUAAAAAUACUUCUAUACGAUAACAUAAUAAGUAAUAAAGACAUCAGCUUUUUCUUGAACCCACUUUCACAUUACAACCCUUCGAAUGAUAUAAGCAGUGAAUUACUUAGCAACAAUUUGCUAAAUGAAAACGCAGGCGGAGGAAAAGGAAAAAAGAUAGAAAAUGCUACUAAUGCUGUGAUGAAUAACACUAUUAAUAAUACUAUGGGUUCUUAUUUAAACAAAAAUGAUAAUAGUAAAGGGAACGAAAAAGAUAGCAAUGAUAAAAAUACAAAUGAAAAUAGUGGUGUAGGAGCUAGCAGUAGUGUAGCCACUACUAACAGUAGUAAUGACAAUAACGUAAGUAAUCUAAACACAGACAAUUGUGCGAAUAAGAACAAAAUAGAUAUACAUAGGAAAGGAGGAAAAAACAAAAUAAGCUCAACUAAAUGGCUAUUUAAGAAUGAAAAGUUAUAUAAAAAUAUUAUUUCUUUAUCAAAUCAUUCAUUUGGAAAUGAUAAAAAUAAUCGCUUCUUUUAUGAUAUCUUAAAUGUUGUACAGUUAAAUGAUACUGUAUGGAAGAAUUAUUAUGAUGUGUUAGAUAUAGAAAAUAAAAAUAUUCCUUACUAUAACGAAAGGCUAGACGCAAAUAGCAAAAUAAGUUCAUUUAUUAAAUUAUGUCUUAUUCGAUGCUUAAGAGAAGACAGGACCAUAUUAUGUGCAAAUAAAUUUGUAGACGAAGUAUUAAAUAGAAAUAGUGACACAAUAAAACAUGAAACGUUAGAAAAUAUAUUUGCCGAAUCUAGUAAUAGGAAGCCAUUUUUAUUUUUGUUAUCCUUGGCUAGUGAUCCAACAAACAUGAUUGAUGAUUUUGCGAAAAAGUAUAAGAAAUAUCCUACUGAUAAAAUUUCUAUGGGAGAAGGACAAGAAAUUAUAGCAAAAGAGAAGUUAAAAAAUGCCCUGAUAAGUGGAAGUUGGUUAAUAUUACAGAACUGCCAUUUGAACAAAACUUUCAUAAUUGAAGUUUACAACAUGUUAAAAAAAUUAAAUGAAAUUGAAGAAGAUUUCCGAUUAUUUUUAACGUUAGAGCCAGAUGGUGAAUUUCCUAUAUGUAUCCUUCAUGGAAGUAUUAAAAUAUCUACAUCAUUAAGUAGAGGUAUAAAAAACAACAUGAGGAAAAUAUAUAAAGAUAUAGUAAAGGAAGAUAUAUUAGAAAAAAUAGAUGACGAAAAGUAUAGAAAAAUUAUAUAUUCCUUAUCCUAUCUUCAUUGUGUUUUAUGCGAAAGAAAGAAGUUUGGCCCCCUAGGUUGGUGUGUUCCUUACGAAUUUAGUAUAACAGACUUAUUUGCCUCCUUCCUCUUUAUUGAAAAACAUCUGUACUCUACCUUGUUAGUUAAUAGACCAAUCGAUUGGGAAUCUAUUCAUUAUAUGCUAGCAGAAGUGCAGUAUGGAGGGAAAGUAACAGAUGACUUGGAUAGGGAAUUAUUAUUAACCUAUGUGCAACAUUACUUUAAUGAAGAUUUAUUCAAAAUGAAAGCUGAAACGGGCUCAGAAAAUUUUCAUAAUAUGCCAAAAUUUUACGAAAUUACAAACCUUCAAAGUUUUAUCGAAAAGCUACCAAAUAUUGAUACCCCUUCUGUGUUAGACCUACACAAUAAUGCAGAAAUAACUUAUCGUGUUAAUGAAUCAAGACAAGUUUUAAAUUCUAUAUUAGAAAUACAGCCAAGGGACGUGGAUCAAGGAGAGGAAAAGAGUAUGGAAACGGUUGUGAAGGAAAUUGCUGCAGGAAUACUACUAACGUUACCUGCCGAAAUAAAUUUAGAAGAAAUAAAAAAAAUUAUAUAUAGAAAAAACAAAAAUCAGCAGCUAACCAUUCAGACGAAUCAACCAUUAAAUGUAACAAUAAAUUUGAAUGCAACUACUAAAAAUUUUGCAAAUUUAGAAAGUAGUUCUCAUAAAAGUAAAAAUAAAGAAAAUUCAGAUAUGAAUGAAAAUAUGCUACAAAGAAGUGCAAUGUUAAACAAUCCACUUAGUCAUACAGUUAAUGUAGGUAAAUACUUGAGUCCAUCUGAUUGCAAAAAUAAGAAUGCUCUUUUGGUGACAAAAGAGAAUGACGUUUUUGAUAGUUUGGGAGUAACGUAUUGGGAUAAUAACAAUGAAGGUGAAAAAAACGUGCAAUAUAAUUUUUCUCCAUUACAAGUUUUUUUCUUACAAGAAAUAGAAAGAAUUAAAAAUGUAAUCGAUUUGGUUAAAACUAAUUUAAAUGAUAUUAUUAGUGCAAUAGAUGGUUCUAAAAUAAUGACUGCAGAUUUGCAAAAUGAUACAAAAUAUAUUUAUUCUCAAUCGGUACCCAAAAAAUGGAUUUAUGAUGCUAGUGAGACAGAAAUAUCAUGGGUAUGUCACAACUUAAAUCAAUGGCUAAAUAUUCUUAAUUUAAGAUAUGAACAAAUUAUGAAUUAUAUUCAAAAUGGAAAAUUGAAAUCUUAUUGGCUACCUGGAUUUUUUAAUCCUCAAGGAUUCUUAACUAGUAUGAAACAAGAAAUUACACGUUUAAAUAAAAAGGAUCAAAUUUCCCUUGAUGAAGUAGUAUUAUAUGCUGAUAUCAAAAACCAUGAUAUUGAGAAAAUUAAGGAAGUACCAGAGCAUGGGUUUCACAUUCAUGGCUUAUUUAUUGAAGGGUCCAAAUGGAACUGGCAAGAAGGAAAAUUGGAAGAAAGUUCUCCAAAAAUACUGUGCGAAAAUAUGCCCGUUAUCCACAUUACUGUUGUGUCCAACAAAGACAAAAAGGUAAAAUUUAUUGAAAAUAACAAGCACAUGUUUUACAAUUGCCCCGUAUAUAAAUAUAAUGUGAGGACAGACAAAUAUUUCGUUUUCCGCAUUCACCUGAAAACGGACAUUGACCCAUCUAUAUGGAAAUUGCGUGGCACGUCUUUGCUCUGUUCGAAGGACUAG